AUGGCUACCACCCUUGUAUCGGAAACCAAGAGCAACGCAAAUGUAGGUGCUCUUGGGAGAACCAAAGAUGGCAGACCUCUUAAGAUUCGGAGCUAUCCAAAGUUCGACUCGCUGGAAGAAGAGAGAUUGUACAGGAAGCAACAUCUUGCUGCCGCCUAUCGUAUCUUCGCGGAGAGAGGUUUCGACGAAGGCGUUGCUGGACACAUCUCCGUCCGGGACCCAAUUCUUCCUGACCAUUUCUGGUUGAAUCCACUCUCAAUGCACUUUUCGCAAAUAUCGGUGUCUGACUUGAUACUGGUCAACGAGGAUGGCGAAGUCGUGAUUGGCGAACAGCCUAUCAACGCCGCUGCAUUCGCAAUCCACAGCGAGAUUCACAAAGCUAGGCCGAACGUUCAUGCUGCCUGCCAUGCACAUAGUGUAUACGGCAAAGCAUUUUCGGUAUUUGGCCGGGAGCUUGAUAUGAUCACCCAAGACAGUCUCCGGUUCUACAAGGACCACGCUGUAUAUCCUCAAUUCGGAGGUGUGGUAUUAGAUCGGGAAGAAGGCCGAAGAAUUGCGUCGCAUUUGGGAGACGGCAAGGCGAUUAUCUUACAAAACCACGGUCUGCUAACGGUGGGCGAAACCGUUGAUGCUGCAGCAUUCUGGUUCAUCAGUCUGGACAAGACUUGCCAUGCGCAAUUACUCUGUGACGCUGCCGAACGAGGUAGUGGGCACCAGAAGACGUACAUUCCGGAUGAAGAGGCCAGGUACAGCUAUCAGCAGGUCGGUGCUCCCGAGAAAGGAUGGCUCGCCUUUCAGCCAUAUUUUGAUGACAUUCUGGCCAAAACGAAUGGUAGUUUCUUGAAGUAG
Molecule: messenger RNA, 849 nt
Organism: Pseudocercospora fijiensis CIRAD86
Lineage: Eukaryota; Fungi; Ascomycota; Dothideomycetes; Mycosphaerellales; Mycosphaerellaceae
Exons: 3
Coding region: 1-849 (282 amino acids)
Cellular component (GO): cytoskeleton
Molecular function (GO): actin filament binding
Source: RefSeq, a predicted model, not a curated record